Messenger RNA from Paraglomus occultum, 1665 nucleotides. The record is from the annotation of a GenBank genome assembly. Lineage: Eukaryota; Fungi; Glomeromycota; Glomeromycetes; Paraglomerales; Paraglomeraceae.
AUGCAACAUAUCGAAAACACCCACGUCGAAAGCACCCCCAUCGAAAAUAAUCACUUUUAUAAAAACCGUAAUGAGGUUCAGGCGAGAUCAUUCUUCAAAUACUGGUUGGAGCAUACAUACCUUCCCAGAAAACGAUCAUUCGCGGAUACGAAUGUGACGGUAGCCAGUGCGACCGUAGCAUAUAAGAAUGAAUCAGAGGCUGCUGCGAAAUACUAUGAGGAGAACAAGAUGCAAUACGCGGGGGAAAAGCUGAGAAAAGUGUUGCAUAAAUUCCGUACCGUAAACAAAUACGCUAGUCCGGGCGUCGUCGUGCGAGGUCUUAGUCUAUGGAACAAAGAAUGCCGGCUCCAUAGACACAAUGGAUUAGUUGUACGAGUUUUGUCGUCGUGCGCUUGGCAUCCUGAGAAAGACAUAUUUACGGAAAUUUACCAAAAAGUAAAGCGAGAGCGCGCAGCCAGCGAAAAGAAUGAGAAUACGCGCUUAAUAAAGGAAAAUAUCGAGAAAAUUAUUGAGCGAUGUAUCGAAAUGGAAAAGUCGUCUUCUUGCAGUGAGAGAGAUAAGGCGGCUUAUAUAGCGGUGAGGACGAUCUUAAAAGAAAUAGUAGAAAAGGUGAACAAGAACAAGUACAAGAUUCACCCAACCGAUCCGCUAGCUUCUGGGGUGAUAGACUUGACGAAUUUUGGCGACUCCCAUAUGAGUCAGCUGCCUGCGGACGUAGUAGAGUUGUUAAAAGAAAACGACUCUUUGAUAUCGGGGGAAGUCGAUCUGCCACAGAAGAUCCGAAAAUUGCUCACCAAAUUUGUAAACACAUAUGAGCAUUUGAUGGGGACUGAAUUUCGUCUAAGAGAUAUGGAUGGAAUCAGCUACCCACGUGGCAUUCAAGAUCCUCAGUACAGGGCAGACGCGGGGACGGUAUUUGGGGUGUUAAAUGGAUUGCGGGAUAUCUGGACAUGCACACCAAACUUGGAGGAUCCAAGUUAUAGUGAAAACGCCUUCGUGGUAGAAGCUAUAUCAAAAAUCCUUAUACCAAUUUUGGGUAAUUGCGAAGCUACGCUUGCGCGUAUAUGGGGAGAGCACAUGAGCGAAUCGUCACGACUUCGGAAGGUGCAGAUGGGGGCAGCUGCAUCUCCGAACAAGCCCGACUUGUGUAUCCGCCUAACUUUUCUGGAUACUGAUGUGGAACUCGCUUUCUGUGAGUUCUCAUCAUUAGAAAUGGGACAGCCGAAGCAUCGUGACGAUUGGAGGAAGUCAGUCCGUUCAUGCAAAGAUGGGCAUGAUAUGCUCCGUGCUGUAUGCUUUGAAGGGAAAGCAACAGAUUGUAAUGAGGCGAGUAUAUUAAAAAAACUGUUAAAUAAUAUACCAAGUAUUGCGAUCUUGAACAAAAAGACACAUUUGACAAUUUCAGUUAUAGACACCUUUAAUGGUACCUUUUUUAAAGCGUAUGAAAUAUUAGAUAUGGACAUACCAUUAAAGCCAGUUGAAGAGCAUAAAGUAGAAGAUCUUCUGAAGAAGGCACUUCAACUGAGGAGGUUUUUUGACGCAGUUGUGCAUAAAGUGAAAGACGUAAUGACGAAAGGUACAUCUUUGCCCAUUGAUGAAGACGAAAGUGACAUACGGGCAAGGAUUGAAACCUUGAGCAUAACGUCAACAACCUUUAGUCCAUAA